Erigeron canadensis is the source of this 2568-nucleotide messenger RNA. RefSeq names its product receptor-like protein 46. The record is from RefSeq and is a predicted model, not a curated record. The transcript is spliced from 2 exons. NCBI's taxonomy places the organism in Eukaryota, Viridiplantae, Streptophyta, Magnoliopsida, Asterales, Asteraceae. Bases 1 to 2454 code for a protein of 817 amino acids. Gene Ontology annotation, molecular function: receptor serine/threonine kinase binding.
AUGGCAACCUUGGCCAUACCACUGUCAAAGUUGAUGUUAACCAUCUUGUUCAUACUCAUUUCAAUUCCAAGCCAAUCCUUAGCAUGUCCUGUUCAUCAAAAACAAGCACUUCUUCAAUUUAAAUCCACCCUCACCACCAUCCACAACUCCAACUCCAAUUCCGAUCCCAACUCCGUAGAUUUCAUCCCUUUUGAAGAACUCGAUUCAUGGAACCCAAAGUCCGAUUGUUGUUCUUGGGACCGUGUCAAGUGCACUAAUACUAGAAACAAAACCAAUCUUGUCACCGAGCUCCACCUAUCCGAGGUCGUCCCUUUGUUUAUCAAUCCAGUUUCAGUAUUUUCCAAUAUCUUGACUCCACUUUUUGGUAUUCGGUCAUUGAAGCUUCUUGAUAUAUCAAUGAAUUCAUUGGUAGGCGAGAUCUCUGGAGACGGGUUUGCUAAUCUUACUGAGCUGGUUCAUCUUGAUAUGAUGCAGAACAGCUUCAACGGCACUAUUCCCCGCCAGCUUUUCAAGUUAAUAAAUUUACGUUACUUGGACAUGAGUAGUAACUCACUUGAGGGCGAACUAGGACCAGAACUGGGGUCUUUAAGGAAUCUGACUACACUAUCUUUGGGUAUGAAUUAUUUCAAUGGAUACAUCCCGAAAGAGAUUGGGAAUCUAACGAAGUUAAGGGAAAUUUCACUAGGAAAGAAUCAGUUUUCGGGCAAAAUCCCACCUUCAAUUGCAAAACUGAAGAAACUGGAAUCACUGGAUUUGUCUGAAAACUCUUUCUCUGGUCAAAUUCCGGCUGGCAUAGGAGAACUACUGAACGUGACAACCCUCGACCUGAGCAAGAACUGGUUUACAGGUCCAAUUCCAUCAUCGAUACAAAACUUGAGCAAGUUAGAAACAAUUAAGCUCAAAAAUAACAUGCUCACGGGAGAAAUCCCAUCUUGGUUAUUCAAGAUCAAAACUUUAAAGAAAUUGGUCAUUGGUGGAAAAGGAGACAACUUGAUUUGGAAUAACAAAUCAAAGAUUGUUCCAAGAUGUAGUCUUGAACAGAUCUCUAUGUCUUCUUGCAAAAUUUCUGGCCAAAUUCCUGAAUGGAUUUCAUCACAGAAAGAUCUGGACUUUCUUGAUCUGAGUGAGAACCAACUGGAGGGCGGAAUUCCAGAGUGGCUAGCCAAGAUGGAUAUAGGGAGCCUAAUUCUCUCGGACAACAAUCUCACUGGAUCAUUACCGGCUCGCUUGUUUGAAUCUGUAAGUUUAUCAAUUCUUGCAUUGUCCAGAAACAACUUCUCUGGUGUGCUACCGGAGAACUUGGGCAAUGCUAGAGCAAUCAUGAUACUUAUGCUGUCCGGAAAUAAUCUUUCCGGGCAAAUCCCAAAGUCUAUAUCCAAAAUUUAUCGGCUACUGCUUUUGGACUUGUCAAGAAACAAAUUUUCUGGUGACAAUCUCCCGAAUUUUGAAGAUAACCCUCUUCUUGCUUACAUUGACUUGUCAUACAACGAGUUUUCCGGUGAGAUUCCGGUGACUUUUCCUACAGAAACCCAGAUUCUUUCUAUGGGUGGGAAUAAGUUCUCAGGGGACCUGCCUUGGAAUUUGACCAACUUGGUCAAGCUCGAACAUCUUGAUCUUCAUGACAACGAUAUCACUGGAAAGUUCCAUGACGUUCUCCCUAAAAUCCAGACUCUUCAAGUUCUAAGCUUAAGAAACAAUUCACUUGAAGGAUUUAUCCCGAAAACGAUCUCAGACCUUAGUUCUCUCCGGAUUCUUGAUCUCUCAGGGAACAGUUUGACAGGAAGUAUUCCGUUGGAGAUAGGAAACCUUACACGAAUGAUUAAAACUCCGGACACAUUAGUAUUUGUUGAUAUUUUUAGCUUUUCUAUCGAGUUUCAGGACUUGAUAUUAAACUGGAAGAACUAUUUCCAAGGCCUACCGAGUCGAAGACUGGAUAUCUACUCUUUCUUGGACUUAUCAGACAACAGAAUAUCGGGUGAAAUUCCAGAAACGUUGGGGAAUUUAGAAGGCCUAAAACUGCUCAACAUUUCACAGAACAGGAUCACAGGGAAUAUUCCAGAGUCUUUUGGGAAUUUGAAGGGUAUAGAGAGCUUGGAUUUGUCACACAACAAGAUCUCCGGUUCAAUUCCACAGUCACUAUCGAAGCUUGAUCAACUUGCAAUUCUUGAUGUUAGCAAUAACAAGUUGACAGGUAGGAUUCCUAUUGGUGGACAAAUGAGCACAAUCAACGACUUAAAUUAUUAUCAAAACAACAGUGGGUUGUGCGGUAUGCAGAUUAGAAUUAUAUGUCCCGAGGAUGUCCAGCCAUCAAAGGAAAGAGAGGUGGAAGAUGAUGAUAAACUAUCAUGGAUUUCAUGGGAGGGAACUUGGUUUGGGUUUCCAGUUGGGUUCUUUUCAUCAAUCUUGAUCAUGGGAUACUCAUUGAACUUCUUACAACUGUUUAAAUUUUGGUGAAUAUUUGUAGCAAAGUAUCAAAUAUCUAGUCUUUAUGGUAUUACCUGUCAAGUACUUUUGUUUCCUAGUUUCGACUUAAGCAAGAAAUCGGUUUUAUUUCUGAUUUUGCAUACA